AUGGCAACGAGUAGUCUUACCAACGAUGUCAUAGAAAGUUCAAAUCCAAUUACACAUGAAUCACAAAUAAUGGCAUCAACAGAAAUAACAAAUUCUUAUGUUCGAUGUGUUCCAUCUUUACCAAAUAAUCGUUUAACAAUAGCAGAUUUAUUCGAUACACAAACGGUUAGUGGUAAACCAAAACUUGAUCGUUUACGUGAACAUCUUCUUGCUGAAGGACGUCUUCAAGAAGAUGCUGCUCUAAUGAUAAUUGAACGUGGUGAAGCUCUACUACGUGCAGAAAAUAAUUUAAUCGAUUUAGAAGCACCAAUAACUGUUUGUGGUGAUAUUCAUGGACAAUUUUAUGAUCUUAUGAAAUUAAUUGAAGUUGGUGGUCCACCAGCAACAACACGUUAUUUAUUUAUGGGUGAUUAUGUUGAUCGUGGUUAUUUUUCUAUUGAAUGUGUUUUAUACCUAUGGGCACUUAAAAUUCAUUAUCCAACAACAUUUUUUCUUCUUCGUGGUAAUCAUGAAUGUCGACAUUUAACUGAAUAUUUUACAUUUAAAACUGAAUGUAAAAUCAAAUAUACUGAACGUGUUUAUGAUGCUUGUAUGCGUGCAUUUGACUGUUUGCCAUUAGCUGCUCUUAUUGAUAAACAGUUUUUUUGUGUUCAUGGUGGUCUUUCACCCGAAAUUCAUACAUUAGAUGAUAUUAAAAAAUUAGAUCGUUUUAAAGAACCUCCACCAUAUGGUGCAAUGUGUGAUUUAUUAUGGAGUGAUCCAAUUGAAGAUUAUGGUCAUGAAAAAUCUUAUGAUGAAAAAUAUUUAUUUAAUGCAACACGUGGUUGUUCAUAUUUUUAUACAUUUAAAGCUGUUAAUGAUUUUCUUGCACGAAAUUCUUUAUUAACUGUUAUACGUGCACAUGAAGCACAAGAUGUUGGAUAUCGUAUGUAUCGUAAAUGUCCACAAAGUGGUUUUCCAUCGUUAAUGACAAUAUUUUCUGCACCUAAUUAUCUUGAUGUUUAUCAAAAUAAAGCAGCUAUACUUAAAUAUGAUACAAAUAUCGUUAAUAUAAGACAAUUUAAUUCAUCACCACAUCCAUAUUGGUUACCAAAUUUUAUGAAUGUUUUUACAUGGUCAUUACCAUUUGUUGGCGAAAAAGUAACUGAAAUGUUAAUUAAUAUAUUAAAUAUAUGUAGUGAAGAAGAGCUUAUAAAAAGCUUAUCAACUGAUCAACAAAAUGAUAAUGAUAAUACAUUUCGUCGUGAAGCUAUACGUUCAAAAAUACGCGCUGUGGGAAAAAUGGCUAAAGUUUAUGCAUCAUUACGUGAAGCUAGUGAAAAUGUUAUUAAUUUAAAAGGUCUAGCACCUGUAUCACCAUCAUCAUCAACAACAAGUCUUAAUGAACUUGUUGAUGAUGAAAAUGAUUUAACAGAACAUCGAAAAGUACCAACUGAUUUUUCAUUUUCAACAGCUAAGACAUUUGAUCAAAUAAAUGAACGUAUGCCACCAUGGACAGAUGCUGAACGACAACAACGUUUAGCAAAUAAAAAUCAAACAACAAUAACAACAACAGAUGAUGAUUCAAUUAUACAUAAUGUUGAUAGUGAAGAAGAACAAAUAGAAUUAACAAAUGAAAGAGAUUCAAAUACACAUACACCUAUUCUUGUUAUACAAAAAGAAGAUGAAAAAAUUGUUAAUGGAAUUGACGAUCUUCAACCAACAACAGUAACAUCUCAAUCUUCUUCAUCGCCUACUCCAAUAGUCGAAACCAAACCUGAUUUACCUUCAACAACUGUCAAACCUAACCCCGGUGAUAAUAAUGAUGAUCUUGAACAAAUUGAAAUAAAAUUAACUAAAAAUUCUGAUGAACAAUCAAUAACAACUACUCAAAAACCGUCUAUAAAUAAUAAAAAUUCGCCUAAUAAUAAUAAUAAUAAUAAUAAUCCGCAUUCAACAACAACAGCUAGUGGUUUUUCAUUAAAAAACCCUGUUAGUUCAUUUCGUUCAUGGGUAUCAAAUAAAAAAUCAUCAAAAGAAGAUUCAUCAUCAAUUGAACAAUCAACAAAUCCAACAUAUAAAAAAAUUGAUACGUCACCAACACCACGUAAAACUUCAAUUGAAUCGGAUGCAACUAAACGAAAUCGAACUAAUUCAGCAUCAGCUACAACAAGUCAUACUCAUGAUCAAGAUAUGCAAACAAAUCCAACAUCAUCAACAAAUUCACAACGUGUUAAAAAGAAAUCAUCGUUUUCAUUACGUAGUAAUAAUCCAAUAUCAUUACUUAAACGUACAUCUGAAACAACAAAUAAUACGAAUGAAAUUGAAUCAACUGAACAAGCAGGAGCAGGAACUGGUCCAUUUGGUUAUUUAAAAAAUCUUGUACGAGGCGAAAAGCAGUAG
Rotaria sp. Silwood2 is the source of this 2382-nucleotide messenger RNA. NCBI's taxonomy places the organism in Eukaryota, Metazoa, Rotifera, Eurotatoria, Philodinida, Philodinidae. The record is from the annotation of a GenBank genome assembly.